AUGCAUGGGAGCGGGUCGGAAUACUGGCCAUGCCGGAGGAAAGCCCAGUCAUGUGCCUCCGUCAGCUGUGGCACCAACAACAGCACCAGCAACAGCACCAGCACCAACAACAGCACCAACAACAGCACCAACAACAGCACCAGCACCAACAACAGCACCAGCACCAACAACAGCACCAGCACCAACAACAGCACCAACAACAGCACCAGCACCAACAACAGCACCAGCACCAACAACAGCACCAACAACAGCACCAGCACCAACAACAGCACCAGCAACAGCACCAGCACCAACAACAGCACCAGCACCAACAACAGCACCAGCACCAACAACAGCACCAGCACCAACAGGAGCACCAACACCAGCACCAACAACAGCACCAACAACAGCACCAGCACCAACAACAGCACCAGCACCAACAACAGCACCAGCACCAACAACAGCACCAACAACAGCACCAGCACCAACAACAGCACCAGCACCAACAACAGCACCAACAACAGCACCAGCACCAACAACAGCACCAACAACAGCACCAACAACAGCACCAGCACCAACAACAGCACCAGCACCAACAACAGCACCAGCACCAACAACAGCACCAGCACCAACAACAGCACCAGCACCAACAGGAGCACCAACACCAGCACCAAUAACAGCACCAGCACCAACAACAGCACCAGCACCAACACCAGCACCAGCAACAGCACCAGCACCAACAACAGCACCAGCACCAACAACAGCACCAACACCAGCACCAGCACCAACAACAGCACCAGCACCAACAGGAGCACCAACAACAGCGCUGAUAGUGUCCUCAAAUGUUGCUACUGGAUCUCUGCAGGGACCAAAGUUGGGACGGACCCUUCUCCCACUCACGGUCCCCCAGCAGCAGAUGGCCCAGAGCAGAGCGGGUCAAGCUAA
Knipowitschia caucasica is the source of this 924-nucleotide messenger RNA. The record is from the annotation of a GenBank genome assembly. Lineage: Eukaryota; Metazoa; Chordata; Actinopteri; Gobiiformes; Gobiidae.